AUGGUCACCCCUGAUGAGCUGUUUGGCCCCGCCUCCCCACAUUGGAGUGACAGCAAGAUGGCAGACAGACGCCGGAGUGGCGAACAGGGCCGGCGACCCAAGACAAGGGCCCAAAACUCUCGCCUACACGCUAGUCGUAGGAGCUCCAACGAUGUGGAGACAAACACGUUUCCAGAUGCGUCUGACGGUUAUUCUAGUCCGGAGAGAAAAACAUACGAUGAGGGGACUUCUAAAAACCACGAACCAAAAACACCUCGGAGAAAGUCGUCUGUAAACCACGGGGAAUCCCCACUGAGGUCAGUGUCCAGAUUCGAGUCCAUUUCUAGACACGAGGCGGGCUACGACUCGUCUAGAACCAGCGACUCCAACAGCCGAGAUGACGAUAAACCAAUCCCAACCAGCAGGCGCCACAGCAGAACUGGAGACACGCCCGCAACAAAUCGAUUGUACGGUUCGAACACCGCCAGGAUUGAGAGAGAUAACCACCGACUGUACGACGCAAGGACAGAUAAGCGAUACGUACCUCGAUACAGUCCCUUGUCGAACAGAUCAUCCUACAAUCACGGCGACAUUGUGGACGAGAACUUGAUGAUAUCAAACCCCAAACUUGACAUCACGCUGCUGAAGCUCUUCGCCCAAUCCAAUUCCCGGAGCUCUAGUAACAAUACAUUUCUUCCUAGCGUGGCGGACGGCCAAGAGGACUUUAUUAGCAUGGAGCCUGUGAUGUGGAGGGUGCACCCCAUGGACGCCGUGCACCGGGAGACGCUGGACCGCGAGAUGGCGUACAUCACCGACAACAUCAACCCACGUGACGUGGUGGGGGAGUUGUACAGACAGCACGUGCUGACACACACGGACUACAACCAGUUAUCGAGGAUCGAGAACCAGGGAGACAGAGCCGUGAGUCGCCUGAUGGUGAAGACUCUACAACGACGCGGUGCCGGUGCCUACCCGGCAUUCCUGGAGGUCCUUCAGGCUCGUGGUUACCCGGAUGUCCGUGAGCGUCUCUUGGAGUCGGAGCAGUCCCUGAAGGUGGGGAUAAGGGCGGACAAACACGGGCUCAAGAAUUAUUUAAUGACACCACCAAGAACAAGGGACAGAAGCACGGAGAGGACAAACGAUUACACAGGACUUCCCAUGUACCCCACCCUCUCAUCAAACCCCACCGUACCAGCCACCCCCCUGAUGAUGACCGCGGGGCAGAUAACUCCACUGUUCCACAACCCCUACCCCUACCAGAUGCCCAUGACGUUUCAAAUGGCCUCCCCUACCUACCCCAUGAUGGCGAAUCAGGGGACAAACUUUGGUGGUGGGAGGACCCCCACGCCUUUAGACCAGAUUCAGUUUAACCAAAUCGAGAGAAAUCUGGAUUAUAUGAGGGACGAGUUAAGGGCCCUUCAUGAAGAAAUGAGGGACAUCAAAUCUAACAUUAAAAAAGGUGAGUGUUAA
This is a messenger RNA of Physella acuta, 1449 nucleotides long. RefSeq lists its product as uncharacterized. Gene Ontology annotation, biological process: regulation of apoptotic process. NCBI's taxonomy places the organism in Eukaryota, Metazoa, Mollusca, Gastropoda, Physidae. The record is from RefSeq and is a predicted model, not a curated record.